UUUUUUACAAAUGAAUGUGGCCACAAUCGGAAUUGUAUUUUUUGCUGUUCAUUUAGAAACUGAUCCAUCACUUGCUUUUGUUCGCAGGAUUUUCAAUCAGAAUCAUUUACAGUCAGAAUCAGGUCAGAUUUGCUCUGUGUUUGGUUAAUGUUUAACUCCAGAGAUCGAAUAAUCAGGGUAAAGUUUCACCGAAACAGAUCCGCGUUGAUGUUUACACACUUCACAGACACACGUGCUUCAUACGACUGUUACCUUAGAGAAGCUCCUCACUCUUUUUCUUUCAUUUGUUGGCAUGAAAACUUGCAGUCAGUUUCUUUGAGAGGUCUGAUAAACGUUCAGCACGAAGAGCAAGCAGUUCUGCUUUUACAGUUCUUGAGGGACGCACAUAAAUGUGUGUGUGUGUGACCCGACUCACUUCUCCUUCAUGCCCGUGUGUGUUGGCGCUGUGGGCGGUGGAGUGAAGCGCUCGAGGCUCCUGGCAUGGGCAGCGUAGGGAGCGGGGCCUCCAGUCAGCGGCCCAUCACAAUGCGCAGCGUGGGAACCCGCACCACCCCAAACGGCCCGCUGGCGGCCGCACCACCCCCCGCCUCGGCCCGCCGCCGCCUCGAUGACCGCAGCUUCAGCGCCGAGCGCAUCCCCGGCCCCAGCACCAAGACCAAGGGUGUCUCCGCUGACGAGCACAGCUACAACACCGAGAGGGAUUUCCACGCACGCAACCACGCUGACACCGAGCGCACCGCGGCACACAAUACCAACCGCCAACAGAUGCUCAAUGGAGAGAGGCUGGUGUCCAACGUGGUGUUUGCCAACGGGGCACGGAGGGAAGGACACAGGCGUGGAGAGAGUUUGGACCUGUGUGGGAACAACAUCGUGCUGAACAACGACAGGAACGGCAGCCAACAAGCUCCACCGCAGCCGCCGCCGCAGCACAAGGACAAGAGCAAAGCCAAACCCGAUAAUCACAACCCGCCCAACAUCCAGCCCGUCUCGGGAAAACUCGAACAUGCACAGACCAGUGACUCUCUGGUGCGUCCAUCAGCCUUCAAACCCGUGGUGCCCAAGAGCUUUCACUCCAUGCAGAACCUGGUGUGUCCCCUCCAGACCAGCUCUGGGACGGCCGGUCAGGGCAGCAGCGGCGAGAAGGGCGGUCCGAACCAGGACAGUCCCGGGACACACGGUGGUGCAGGCCGGGCAGGACAGGGCAGUCUUUCGGACUCCGGGAGGAACUCUCUGACCAGUCUGCCCACGUACACAGGCUCCAGCUACGGCCCACCGCCCGCGCUCGGACCCCUCAGUGCCUCCACCAGCCACAUCAACCGGCUGGGCACCGUCGCCCUGGACAAGCCGGGCUACCAGAACGGCCUGAGCGCCUCCGACAGCGGCCGCUCCUCCUCAGGCAAGAGCUCCUCCUCGUACCAGCGCCUUAGUCACCUGAGCGACGCUCCCGCGCCCCUGAGACCCUCUCCGUCCUCCGACGACGUGAUUCAGGACCUGGAGGAGCGACUGUGGGAGAGAGAGCAAGAAGUAAGUGAGGUGAUUCACAUGAGACGUAACCUGGACCAGAGCGAGGCGGCUAUAGUGCAGGUGUUCGAGGAGAAGCAGCGCGUGUGGGAGCGUGAGAUGGAGGAGUUGAGGCAGAACUAUGCCGGGCGUCUGCAGCAGGUGACCCGACGGGCCCAGCGCACCCAGCAUGCCCUGCAGGCACAGAUCGCCCGUCUGCAGCAGGACAAGCGGCGUCUGCAGGACGAGAUGACACUGCUGCUCGCUCAGAGAGAGGAGCUGGAGAAGAAGUGCUUGGACUUCAGGAAGGAGCAGGCCGAUAUCCUGCCCAGACUGGAGGAGACCAAGUGGGAGGUGUGUCAGAAGGCGGGCGAGAUCUCUCUGCUGAAGCAGCAGCUGCGCGAGAGUCAGGGCGAGGUGACGCAGCGGGCCGGAGAGAUGGUGGCCCUCAGGGGUCAGUUGAAGGAGCUCAACGCCCAGCUGAGAGAGCGAGAGGAGGCCGAGAUCAGCCUCAAAGAGUCCUUCUGCACCAAGACCCUGGAGCUGGAGCGCUGCGAGGCCGAGCUGCAGACCAUGCUGGCCGAGGUGGCAGUGCUACGAGACAAGCUGAGUGCGUUUGAGACGGAGGUGGCACGGCUGAAGAAGGCCCUCAGUGAACUCAGCAGCAGCUCCAGUCGCUCCAGUGAGCCCAGUCUGACCGGUGUGGGUCAGCUGGUGGCUUCCCGAAGUCGAGAGCAUCUUCUGUCCCCUCCGGAGACACCCACAUCCCUCCCGGCGUUCCCGGUGCUCCCGGCACCAGACCCGAUGCUCUCGCUGCAGAGCGACGACUGCAAGGCGCAGCGGCAGGAUUCGGGCGACCUGCGGCGUCAGCUGGAGCGACUGCAGGGCGAGCUGCGUCUGGAGCGACAGCAGCGAGAGCGGCAGGCGCUCACCUUCGCUCAGGAGCGCCAGACCUGGCAGGACGAGAAAGAGCGUGUGCUGAAGUACCAGGCGCAGCUGCAGCUCAGCUACGUGGAGAUGCUGCAGAAGAACCAGGCUCUGGAGGAGCGCGUAGACAAGCUAGGAGCCCAGGUCGUCUCACCGUCACCGCCGGAGGCCUCUGUGUCCGUCUCCAUAUCCCUGACCUCUCCCACCCCACCAGCGGAGGAGAAGAAGCUGACAGAGAUGCACCAGCUGGCUCCGCUGUGGCCCGUGCCGACCCGCCUGGAGAGGAUCGAGUCAACGGAGAUCUAAUGCAUCCCUGAUUACAACUGCAUUCAGUACAAUCCAAAAACUGCUUCCGAGGACUGUCCAAGGAUGCCCUGCUUCUUGGACCUGCAAUUAGGCAGGUGUGUGGGUUGAGGGCAGGUUCGUUGGGUAGCUAUGAGAGCGUGUGUGUGUGUGUGUGUGUGUGUGUGGCCUUAUAGAGAGGAGGUCAGUCGCCAAGCGGGAAACACUCAGGGGAUUCACGGACCGUUUCAGCUUUGUGUUUUUACAGGCGCGAGGGUUUAGGCGAUUAAGAAGUCACCGUCGCUCCUAGGCAUAUCCUUAUAUGAUCACGGCAUCUUCUGUACUCUCCAGCAUUCAAACAAUCAAAACUAGAGAUCCCAGAAUAAAACUGCAAUCAGUUUCUCUUUAAGUGAAGAUCUCGCAUGGUGCUCAUCACGUUUAGGACCAAAUCUUAGUUCCCGUCUCGAGAGUGUUUAUGACAAUGUUCGUCGGGCCGCAGAAAGUACACAGAGGUGCAGAAUAAAGGAAACAGAU
This is a messenger RNA of Carassius carassius (crucian carp), 3243 nucleotides long. Its product is annotated as leucine zipper putative tumor suppressor 3-like. The record is from RefSeq and is a predicted model, not a curated record. The transcript has 6 exons. Gene Ontology annotation, cellular component: dendritic spine. Bases 481 to 2733 code for a protein of 750 amino acids. Gene Ontology annotation, biological process: regulation of dendritic spine morphogenesis. Lineage: Eukaryota; Metazoa; Chordata; Actinopteri; Cypriniformes; Cyprinidae.